Messenger RNA from Trypanosoma cruzi, 1206 nucleotides. RefSeq lists its product as uncharacterized. The coding region runs from base 1 to 1206 and encodes 401 amino acids. NCBI's taxonomy places the organism in Eukaryota, Euglenozoa, Kinetoplastea, Trypanosomatida, Trypanosomatidae. The transcript has a single exon. The record is from RefSeq and is a predicted model, not a curated record.
AUGCCCUCACCGUUGGAUGCGCUCUGCAUGGGCACAUCGAAAAGUAAGGGACGGAAGGAGGUGCCAUUGGCUGCAAUUCCUUUUUUUGUCUGUGUUUUUCUCCUUCGAAGUGUGAUUACAUUGUGUGUGUGUGUGUGUGUGUUCUUGUUUGUUUUUUAUACAAUGACGAGCCUUUUUUCUAUUAAUGGACUCUAUACAAAAGGAUUUUGCAUUUUUUUUUGUUUUUGUUUUUUCUCUUGCUGUUUUGUGGGCGCGUUGCUCUCUUCAACCUUUUCCGGCGACCAUUUUUACGCUCCUCGCCCUGUGUUAUCUGCGUGCUGUCCCCUAAUCCCAUGUUUGUUGCUUCUUGUGCGCUGUUCACGGAAUUUUCUGGCCGGCUUUGCGCCGUUUUUGUUUCUUUUUUUAAUUUUCUCGCUUGCAGUUAUUCACGCUGACGACAUCUGCGCCGCGGGUGGGGGGAUGACGAACGUCAGUCACGGCGGCGGCGGCGGCGGCGGCGGCCACUCCACCACACGCACAGGGGUGGAGUCGACGGCAAACGAGACCACGCGCAACUUCAUUCUGGGCCUUCCCAAGGAGGGCCCUGCGCCGGGGAGCGCAGAUGCGGCCUCCCUGCAGGCAGCAGAGGCAUUUGUGGGGGAAAUACAGGAGGAGAUCAUGGCGUAUGACAUGGCCAACGCACGGGCCAUGGAGACAUACGCGCGGAGUCUUUGGGCGAAAAUACCCUUUUUUGGAAAGCGGUGGGCAACUGAGACCAGCGCUGAUGUUUUAGGAGGGACUCCGCCACUAGAAAGUCGCGGCAACGAAAAUGUCAAUACUGCCACAGCCACAGCUGCGGCUAGCAACAUGAGGGGACAGUGCCGUGUGGAGCGUACAUCGGCGGAGGUGGCGGGUGGGAAUAAAAGGCCCCCGCAGCCAAGGAUGAACAGUUGGCUCUUCAAGCAGCGCCAUCCCGGGUGGGUGCCGCUCAUUCAACGCUGGUGGGUUCCUUGCGUCUGUGUGGCGGGCAUUGUUGUCAUCUGGACACCCGAUGUAUGGAAGCUACGGACGUUGUAUUGGUGCGAUUACAAGUACGCCCUCUUCCGGCAGGCCAUUCACAAGGCAUACUGGCGUGCAACGAUGAGCGCAGAGGAGUAUGAGCAGUUGAUGCAAGAAUUGGAGCAGGGACGGCCGCUCUCUGCAAAGGCCACCAAAUGCCCACUGUAA